This is a messenger RNA of Electrophorus electricus (electric eel), 2660 nucleotides long. It is a transcript of the gene gmcl1, whose product is annotated as germ cell-less, spermatogenesis associated. Gene Ontology annotation, biological process: germ cell development. The record is from RefSeq and is a predicted model, not a curated record. Gene Ontology annotation, molecular function: protein binding. NCBI's taxonomy places the organism in Eukaryota, Metazoa, Chordata, Actinopteri, Gymnotiformes, Gymnotidae.
ACAUAGAAAUACUCGUAAUAGAAAUACUGUCUGUAGCUGGAAUUCAGGACCACCUCCAAGACACUAGGUGGCAGAAAACGUAAAAAAAAAUUCGGUAAAGUGAGAUUUUUGGUAUGAGAGGAAGAAACUGUUAUGUUUUGUGUUUUGGAGCGCUUUUGUUCUUGUUAGGUACAGGACAGCUAAUGAACCAGGUUUGGGUGUUGGACCUAUACCGGUCAGAAUAAACAGACUGCCAUGCUGGUUUCUCACAUAUUGAAUGGUUCCCAAUAACCAUCAGCUGACAGGGUGUGUCUGGGCGCUGUAUAUUCAAGUAAAAUUCCAAGCUAACUAACUUGCUUAGAAGCUCCUCUAUAUAGGUUACCACCUUCUUGGACAGAGGAUUGUUUACCGAGUCGUGGGACCGAAGAGCUCUGUUAAAUCACUGGACUGACAGUUUGCUCUGCCGGAGGCUAUUCUGAUCAGUUCCAAGACAGUACACUCAUAGGCUAUUUUUGGCCACGGCGAACUUUAAACAGGGUGGAGCGUGAUGGGAUCGCUUGGGAGUCGGUUCCAGGCAGCUCCACGGGGUGCAGAUGUAGUGGAGGAAGGCCACUGUGUGGUGAGAAGACACAGCUGUGAGUGCAAGAAGAGGAAAAGAGCCUCACACUGUGAGUGUGACAGUGAACCAGAGGAAGAGGACAGCCUGCUGGACACACCUCGCAGAAAGAAACUGAAAAGCACCUCUAAGUACAUCUACCAGACACUUUUUCUGAAUGGGGAAAACAGUGACAUACGCAUCUGUGCACUAGGCCAAGAGUGGAACCUACACAAAGUUUACCUGUGUCAGUCAGGCUAUUUCUCCAGCAUGUUCAGUGGCUCAUGGAAGGAGUCCAACAUGAUGGUCAUCGAGUUGAAGAUCCCAGACCAGAAUAUUGACACAGAAGCCCUGCAGGUGGUCUUUGGCUCUCUCUACAGGGAUGAUGUGCUGAUCAAGCCCAGCAGGGUGGUCAGUAUCCUGGCUGCUGCCUGCAUGCUCCAGCUGGAUGGGCUUAUCCAGCAGUGCGGCGAGACCAUGAAGGAGAAUGUCAGUGUGAAGACUGUGUGUGGCUAUUAUGCGGCUGCUAGCAUAUAUGGCCUGGACUCCGUCAUGAAGAAGUGCCUGGAGUGGCUUCUCAAUAACCUGAUGACUCAUCAGAAUGUGGAACUGAUGAAGGAGCUUGGGGUUGAAGUCAUUGAACAGCUGAUUCAGUCAUCUGACCUGUUCGUUAUGCAAGUAGAGAUGGAUGUCUACACUGCACUGAAGAAGUGGAUGUUCUUACAGCUUGUCCCAUCAUGGGACGGCCCAAUCAAGCAACUCCUGGUUGAUGCAGACACAUGGCUCUGUAAAAGACGAAGUGAGCUGGGAGAGGAAGAGCCGUUUCUGUGCACGGAGCAGGGGACGACCUUCACUCCCGUCUUCAGACACAUCCGCCUGCAGUACAUAAUCAACGACCUUGCCUCCGCCCGUAUUCUGGAGCGUGAUAACAUCAUCCCUCCCGACUGGCUGUCCAGAAUAUACAAGCAGCAGUGGUUCGCCAUGCUACGCACUGAACAUGACAAUGACAAUGGACCCCAAGAGGCCAAUAAGGAGGAAUUUGAGCAGAACAGCAUGCGCUGUGGUCGAAAACUGACAAAAGAUGGAGAUUACUGCUGGAGAUGGACUGGUUUUAAUUACGGUUUUGAUCUGCUGGUUACCUACACCAACCGCUUCAUUGUCUUCAAGAGGAAUACCCUCAGCCAGCCGUGUGGGGGUGCGGUCAGCUUACAGCCACGACGACACCUUGCCUUUAGGUUACGACUGGCUUCCUUUGACAGCAGCGGUAAACUGAUCUGUAGUCGCUCCACAGGCUACCAGCUCUUAACUCUGGAGAAAGACCAGGAGUAUGUGGUAAUGAAUUUGGAUAGUCGCCUCUUGUCUUUCCCACUUUACGUGUGCUGUAACUUCCUGUACACCUCGCCUUCUUCUGAGCGACGAGGUGACGCCAGCGAAUCCGAGACCAGCACCCACAGUGUGUAAAGACUGUCUGGCCAAUAGAUCCAGUAACAUUUUGUUACUUUGCUUGGCUCCUCCCACCCAGCAGCCUUUAAGAGUCUACUUUUUGCUGCCAAUUUUCUAAGCUUUUUUUAAGUGUAUAUCAAUUUUUUAUUGUUUUAUUUUACUCUUAUGUUAGUAUUUCUAAAUAGUUGUUUUUUUUAAUUAUUUUUCUGUAAAGCAAUGCAAUUCAACAGUGUGAGUGUUUUUGCUUAUGGUUUGGCUUUUUCAGUUCACUUCUGGCCAGAUUUAUUUAAUGUUGAAAUUUGUUUUAUAUCAUUUUAUUUUAUGUAGUGUUCUGGCUUGUACUGUGUACUGUCCUGAUUUUGCCAUGUGUUCCUAUUUAUUUGUUGUUGGGUUUUUUUGUACUGUUUACAACUGGUGCUGGCUGUUUACAAAGGUUAUAUUGUUUUUUUACCAGUGUUUGUCAGUGAGGCUUCAUUCAAAGUUCACUGACAUUGGUUUUGAACAAUUGGGCAUUUCAUAUUUUCAAGGAUUCCAUAGUAUUUAUACAUCACAAAGAAUGUGACUUGAUGUAAAUGUAAAGAAGACUUGAGUUUUGGACCAAAAUGACUUAGCAGAAAAGACCUUACAAAAUAAAAGUACACAG